Messenger RNA from Pelagomonas calceolata, 1527 nucleotides. The record is from the annotation of a GenBank genome assembly. NCBI's taxonomy places the organism in Eukaryota, Pelagophyceae, Pelagomonadales, Pelagomonadaceae.
CUGUGCGUGAAGCCUGGCCUCGCUAUCUAGCCUUAGCGGCACGCACCAGGGUGCCAAAGACACUCGAUGUCGAUGGCCAGAGAGCCUCUGCAGCAGUGCCACACGCCACGAGCGCGAGACGCAGCGUUGCUCCGAGGGUUGCAAACCGCUCGCACAGCUGUAAUCAAUCAGCACAAGACCGCAGCGGACGGCCUCGACGCGGAGCAGCAAGUAGCAGUGACCUCGCCCAGCGCAGUCACCAGUCACAGCUCGUCCUAGCCGUAGCUUUGAUAGCACAACAAGAAGAGCUUCAAGAGCAUGCGCGCGGCACGAUUCGCCCUCGUGCGCGCGCCGGCCGCGGCGCGGCUGCGGCGGCCACCGCUCGCGCGCGGCGCUGCGGCGCGCUGGUCCGACAAGGCCAAGGCGGACAGCGAUGCCGCGGCGGCCGACGCGGCGCGCGACGCGAAGUUCGACGCGGCCGACGCGGCGCGCGACGCGAAGUUCGACCAGCGCGACGCGAAGGCGGACGCCAAAACCGCCAAGGAGGACGCCAAAGCACAACAAGCCGCGAAGGACGAAGCGAUGGGCCGCGAGCACGCCGAAAAACUCGCGAACGCCUGGGACAGCGUGCAGCAACGCGCCAAGAACUUCGACUGGCGCGCGGCGCUGCAGGGCGCCUCCAGCGAAUUGCGGCGGGCCGUCGACGAAUUGAGAGGAGAGAACCAACCCUCGGUCCUAAAAAGGAAGGUCGGCUUCCAGGACCAGGACCAGGCGCCCACAGAAACAAAAGAAUUUGAUCCCCGGGAAGCGCAGCUCAUGGUCAUCGAGCAGGAGGACACGUGGGCCGAGCUCCGGGAGCGGCUGCGCAAGGCCCCGAUCAUUUCUGAUAUUCUCGACGGGACGCAGCGCGCGAGGAAGCGCAUCAACGAAACCUCUGCCGCGAAGCGCGUCAAGGAUCUGGGGGAAGAUGCGAGAGAGUUCUGGGAGACGUCCCAGAACCCUUUGGUGUAUCAAGCCUCGUCCAUUGUGGACGCUGUUACUGCCGAAACCGACACGGCGGCGGCGACGCGAGAACUACGACGGCUCGACCCGAACUUUUCGCUGGAGGUCUGGCGCGACGGCGUGAGCGAAGAGCUGUGCCCGCAAUUUGUGGACGCGUUUAUCCAAGGAGAUACGAUGAAAUUGAAACCUUGGUUGAGCGAAGGCCUGUUCUCUCGACUAUCGCAUGAAAUCAGAUUAAGGAAGGAGGAGGGAUUAGUUUAUGACGACGCGCAAAUAACCGACUGCGAAAAAGUGGAAAUUAUAGCUGUCCAGGUCGACGAGCAGCGGUCGCCCAUCCUCGUCGUGCAGUUCAUGACGCAGCAGGUCAAUUGUGUAAGGAACAGGGAGGGGGACGUCGUCGAGGGCUACCCGUCGGACAUCCGCGCGUACUUCUACGUCAUGGCGUUUCAAAGGGAAUAUGAUGAUCAGAGUCAUGAGCUCGCUUGGAGGGUGGUCGACUUCCAGCUGGGCGGCGGGGAGCCGUACUACUAACUUGCUCGAGUGUUA